Molecule: messenger RNA, 540 nt
Organism: Emiliania huxleyi CCMP1516
Lineage: Eukaryota; Haptophyta; Isochrysidales; Noelaerhabdaceae
Exons: 4
Coding region: 1-363 (120 amino acids)
Source: RefSeq, a predicted model, not a curated record
AUGACGGGCCUCAAAACGCUCCUGCUUCUCCUGGCUCUGGUGGUCACACCGCUCGUGUUGGGGCGCCGCGCCGCUGUCGCUGCGGGCGACAUGCUGCAGACCGAACGCCAUACCCAGCACUGCGUGUGCAUGGCCUGCCGCAGCAACCUGAAGAAGGAGAAGCGGCUGCGCAACCGCGUCAACGCCUUCCGGUACAAAAAGGGCGGCUUCGGCAAGAAGCGAUUCAGCAACAACCGGUUCGAGGACCGCGCGGUCGCGGCGGCCAAGGCCACCGAGGAUGCCGAGUUCCUGAGCUUGAUUUUCACCCAGUCCGCGCUGGCGGCGGAGGCGGAGCAGGCGGCGGCGGCGGAGGUUGCUGCCUGAGCGUGUGUGGGGAGAAUCGGGCAUCCCUCAACAGCAGCGCACCCGUGGGCCGUGCGGCGUGCGCCGUCUACGGUCUACUUUGCGCAGCGAUGGGGACACGCACACAUUCGGUGAGUUUUCUUUGUGUAGAGUCGUUUGCGCUGCACGCGUGUAAUAGAAGACUAAAUAUAUAGAAGA